UGGGUGCCAGCUAGGGGACUGCCAGACAAGGGAGAGUUUGCUUGGAAAAUUGCAGACUAGAAACGCGCCCAGCAGCGCUGUGCAUCAAGGUGGCGCUGCGGAGGUAUCUGCGCUUGGGCCCCGCCCCCUCAGCCCCUUCUCAGGCCCCCAGCAGGCGUUGCGUUGCGUUACGUUCCCGGUUGGUCUUCGAGGUGAUUUGUCCUCUGGCGGCCCCCGUCUCUGGCAGUGGUGUUUAGUGUUUUGUCGGUACCAAGCUGCGUCCCGGACAUUAGUCACGGAGUUUCUGGGGAAGAAGACGUGUACCUAGCCGUGGAGGCGUGGGCCAGGGGCCAUGGAGCCGCAGUUCAGCCCAAGCCGGCCUGUCUCUCAGAGCCUGGAUGUGGACUGGGAUUCAACCCUUUUUGCUGAACUUGGUGAUUUAAUGGACACAGAUGAACUGCAGCUGGAUGUAGAGAAUGAAACUUAUGAAAACAAUUUCUAUAACCUUGGCUUUGAUUUGGAUUUGAUGCCAAUGGACUCAGACCCUUGGGGGAUCACAAAUCAAUCUCGUGCAGAUAAAUAUAUCAAGGCAGAGGCUCAACCACUUUCUCCAGCUUCCUCAAACUGUUCAGUCUCUUCCCCUCAAUCAGUGGAUUCUUAUUCUUCAACCCAGCAUGUUCCUGAAGAAUUGGAUUUAUUGUCUAGUUCCCAGUUGUCUCCCCUCUCUUUAUACAGUGAAACCUCUCACAGUCCUUCCUCAUCGGAAUUACUAAAGGAAGACAAGCCCAUCAUUGGUGCUACAAAUAAGACUGUAAAUGGACUGACUCCAAAAAAACAAAGUCACAUCACUUCAAAGCCUUCAAUUCAGCCCAAGCCCUUACUUCUGCCAGCAGUACCUAAGAGUCAAGCCAACUCUAGCAUUCCAACCAAAGCUAUCAUCAUUCAGACACUCCCAACACUUCUGCCCUUGACAAAGCAGCAGCCUGUUAUUCACAUUCAACCUGCACCUACUAAAGGUCAGCCUCUUGUGCUCUCUCAACCCACCAUGGUACAACUACAGGCACCUGGAAUUCUGCCUUCUUCUCAGCCAGUCAUUACUGUCACUAGGGGAACUACUCAGCUACCUAACCAUGUGGUGAAUGUGUUACCAACUCCUGUAGGGAAUAACCCGGUUACUGGCAAACUGUCUGUGACCAAACCUAUCCUACAGACGACCACGAGAGGUGCAGGCUCAGAUGUGACUGUCCUGCGGAGACAGCAACGCAUGAUCAAAAAUCGAGAGUCAGCCUGUCAGUCUCGCAAGAAAAAGAAAGAAUAUAUGCUAGGUUUAGAGGCAAGAUUAAAAGCAGCCCUUUCAGAAAAUGAGAGACUCAAAAAAGAGAAUGGAUCCCUGAAGCGGCAGCUGGAUGAAGUAGUUUCAGAGAACCAGAAGCUCAAAGUCCCCAGUCCAAAACGGAGAGCUGUGUGUGUGAUGGUGGUGUUGGCAUUCAUAAUGCUGAACUAUAGCCCCAUAAGUGUGUUUGAGCGGGAUUCCAGCACAGUGAUUUCUAGUAUGAACCCUGCACAUCAUAAUAGACAUCUUUUAGGAUUCUCAGCUACAGAGGGACAAGAUUCAAUUUCUAAAAAAAUUGAUGGUGCCAUCCAGAAAAACAACUACAGAUAUGACCAUUCUGUCUCUAAUGACAAAGCUUUGAUGGUGGUAACUGAAGAGCCACUGUUGUAUAUCCCUCCACCUCCCUGUCAACCAAUAAUUAACCGUACAGAGUCUCUCAGAUUGAAUCAUGAACUCCGAGGAUGGGUCCAUAGACAUGAAGUAGAGAGGACCAAGUCGAGAAGAAUGUCAAAUAGUCAGCAACAGAAAACACGUGUACUACAGCCUCCUUCAGAUUCUGAAGAGACCCCCAAAUCUUUUAAGAAUUCUCUGGAACAUGGUUCUAAUUCUCAGCUGAUGGCUGUGCAGUAUACAGAAACAACCAGCAUCAGGAAUUCAGGGAGUGAGCUACAAGUUUAUUAUGCCUCACCUAGAAGUUAUCAAGACUUCUUUGAAGCAAUCCGAAGAAGGGGUGAUACAUUUUAUGUUGUGUCAUUUCGACGGGAUCACCUGCUAUUACCAGCCACUACUCAUAACAAGACCACAAGACCAAAGAUGUCAAUAGUUUUGCCAGCAAUAAACAUAAAUGAGAAUGUCAUCAACGGGCAAGACUAUGAAGUGAUGAUGCAGAUCGACUGUGAGGUGAUGGACACCAGGAUUCUCCACAUCAAAAGCUCGGCGGUUCCUCCGUACCUCCGGGAUCAACAGCGGAAUCACACUGGCCCCUACUUUGGCUCUCGGCCCACCGCCCCAGAGGCAGCUCACGUGGUCAGCGCCAUCACUGAGUCGUUGCAGUAAUAGGCGGAGUGCCCGGGCCACAGGAGUGGCGAAGGGCUGUGGGUCACAUGGACACAUCUUGCCGCCUCAGAGAUAGAAUCCAGGGGCUUCCGGUGGGAGCAAGAGAUGGGGGAGGAGAAGAGGAACCCUGCUGUUUACCAAUCGGUGGAGCUGGACUUUUCUGUCCAGUGGAGCCCCUGGCGGGAUUCCUGCUUCCUUCGACUUUCCCCUCGGGCAGGCGCUCUUCUGUCCUUGCCCUUGGGCCCUCUUCUUGUGUUUAGCUCGCUGUCUCCUCCUUUCUAGGCGGCCUCCUCUUCUCUGCCUUCCUGAGGCCGCUGGGCGGUAGUGGCAGAUGGUGGCAGCCUUUGGGGUGGAAAAGCGCCUUUUUUGUAAAGCGGAAACAAAGCUCGGAGCUGCCAGAGCACUCGGGAAGACCCAGUUUUUAAAUUUGUUAUUAUGGAACUGCCUCUUUUCAGGCUGCUGUUUAUCCAAAUGACGGGUCUUCAAACCCAACAGCCAGAAGCACUCCGAUGCUUCUCAACUGUAUUGAAAACCCCCAAACAACCCAGCUUUUGACCCACGUUUCAGGUUAAGUGGAAGAGCCCUCCCCGGUGACAUUUAACCUUAAUAGAGUUUCUUGUUCACUUCUCAAGUUCACCUUCUAAUAAGUCUGAUAUUCUACUUAAAAGCUACCUAAUGCUGCAUGGGGGGUAUGGUGGAGAAGAGAGAAAAUGGGCUAAUAUUGGAGAGGAUAAAAUUUCUCUCUUAUUAGUAAUUUGAAAAUGAGAGGAGUACAGGAAAGUUUAAUGUUGAGUUUGGAGGAAGAAAUAGCUAAAGUAAUGAGCGUUUUUAAAGCUGUGAAAAUAUUGUGGGACACUGAAAUAAAGGCUUCGCUUUCAUAUAGCUUCAUCCAAUUAAUUCCCAGGGAGUUUUGCAUGUGCUCUGGUCUUCUCUUCCGUGAUAAAUUAUUUGGAUCCUUUGGCCUGCAGAAAAAUACCUCAUUUUAUUUGUUGGGAAAUGUUGGGGAUGGGGCGGGGGUAGGGAUGUUCUUUCUGAUUAUUGCACUGAUAGAGUAAAUCCAACUGAUAGGAAUCAGCAUGGCCUAUAACCAAGGCAAGGCAGAAGCUGUUUCUUCUGAAAACCGAUUAAUUGUUUGCUCAUGUCAGGAAUAGCUGCUAUGGAAGGCCAUUUGGCAAAAGUGGCAAGUUUCCAUACUCACCAUGGAGGAGACCUGACAGAGUUAGAUCUUUCACUUCCCUAAAAAUGACUACUGCUUUCAUUUGCAUUCCACCCAAACUGUAUUUUAGUAAAUCUUAAAAAUGGAAAGGAACACUCUCCACAUGAUCCCUCCCAUCUAGAUUUGUUUUUCUGUGAUAUAUAUUUCUGAUUCCAUUUAUAACAAUGACCUUCUUCUAGCCUUCCUAUGGCAUUUUCUUCUUUCAUAAACCUCAACAUGGAUAAAACAUUUGCUGGCGCUCAGAUUCAGUUUUUCUUUGUUAGAUUUUAUCCCCUUCCUGUUAGGCCAAUCCUAGUCCAUUCUUGUGUCUUCUUUCAAGGAGAGGAAAAAUAAAAAUUCUGUCAACCUUUCAAGCUUAUCUUUCUGUUGGUGAUGUUAUUAUCUCUAUAUUUGUGAAACUGGAUUGAACUUAAAAUUUUGAAGUCUUGCUAAUAUUUCUAACCCUUUGUAAAAGCAAAGCCUUUCUCUAAGCAAAUACCGUUCCCUUGAAGUUAAAUGAUCACUCAGAAAAUCAGCCUAACUUCUCUGGAAAAGAAAUACAUGUACCAAGAAGGAAUUUGUAGACUUUAAGGGUUAGUUAACCUUCUUCUCUAUUCCUCUAUUCUAUCCCAAACCACUUUAAAGCUGUAAAACCCAGUCUCUUACUGAAAACUCUUUCAAUUUCUCUUUAUAUUUAUUAAGUAGAUAAAUAUGGGAAAGGCCUCUGUGUUCCUUGCUGCAUACUAUAAACUUUUAACGAUGGGAGAAAGCAUACGCUAUAAGCCUGAAAUCUUAGAUGGGUUAUCUCAAGAAAAUUCUUCUCCUAAACACAUCUCCUUGUAACCUAAUUCAGAUUAUCUGUAAUUUUGAUUACUAUUGGGAGAUAGAUAACAAAUUCACCCUGUAAUUCUCUGAAAAAAUUUGAAGCUAGCAAUCAGUUAUUAUAACAACAUUUUAUGCUCUGAGCAGUGCAAACAGAUCCUACCAGAAAAUCCCCCAUUUCUUUUCACUGAUCUCUAAACCUGUCAAGAAGAAACCAUUCACUGAACGGGCUUCUUUUUUCCUGGCACAAAGUUGUGAUUUCACCUUGUUUGAUUUAUCCAGCCUUACCUGGAGUCACUAGACCAGUCCAUCAGACAAAUUCCCUAAUUCAUCACCUGAGCACCAGCCUGAAUAAUUCAUACUCAAGCAUCAGCCACAACUGUAGAGUGGACCCUGUAGGAAGCUAUAGGCUGGGAGCCCUUAAUACCAUCAGCAUGUGAAUUACUGACAAUGGUAGGGGAAGCACAGUCCUAUCUAUCUGCCAGUCUGUCUCUCUGUCCAUUUGCCUUUUUGCCAUCACCCCUUCAUGAAUUGAAUGCCUCAAAAUGAGCUCAGACUAUAGCAUGACUGCCAAAAAUGUACACCCCCAGAACUUUUGGGGGAGAGAUUCGAAAGACAUCCCAGAUCUCCAUCUCUUUCUUAAACUACUUAAGAUCUUUUGUAUGAUAGUGGUUUCCCUUUGAAUGUUGGUGUGACCUCAUGAGACGAAAUGAUUGGCACUCGUUUCUGUCCAGGACAUGAUAAAUAACCCUGUAAGUGAGUGAAACUAGACCCCAGAGUCGCCAUUUAAGGAUCGGUCAGAGCAGGAGUGUGUCAAACCUGGAGUAUAAGGUUAACUUUUUUUUCUCGCUUCUUUUAGGGGGUUUUCAAAGGCCUAUUGGAGGGAUGCACAACCCCCUAUAAGACACACUUGCACACAUUGUGUGACCUUAACAUAUGCCUUUCAGCCAAGAGUAUUCUAUUGGCUGGCAAGGGAAGCAGACAAUGGAAACUUCGAAGUGGAAGAUUUCUCUGCACAGUUUAGAUUGAAUAAAAGUAAAACAGAUGUUCCAUCACACUGACAGCCCAAUCAGGUGAUGAGGGACUUUGAGCAGUUUCUCCCAUGACUGAGUUAAUGCAUUCUGCAUCAGGCCUGGAAAUGGGCUCUGCUGGGUUUAAAAGUGCCUGUGUGUCCAAACUGACGGAGCACCUUCAUUUGCAAUAAUAGCUUCUGUCCAAAAUGAGCAUUUGAGAAAGGGUCUGUCCUGAAGCAAACAGAUUACCUGUUUACAGGUUUGCAUUCUGAAAGGUUAUUUGGGAGGGUCUAUUCACAAUGAAAACUCUGUAGCUUCUUCUGUCAUCUUCUGGUGAUUGCUACCAGCUCUACCUUCCAUUGACAUGCUUCAUUUUUCACUUACAGGGUGUUUGAAAUCAAAUGCAGCAAUAUUGAAUCAUUCUCCAGUGUUCAGUGUUCAGAAUGAAAAUUACUUGGAAACAAAGAACUUUGGAUCCAGGCUGAUUUUCAAUGUAUUUUAUUAUAGACAUGCUGUCGUUAAAACUGUUAUUGAUUUGAGUCUGCUUUCCCUGUACAUGCAUACCUGGUGAGAGGCAAAAGGUGGGAACCAGAUGUCUUAAAACUCUUUUCCAACAGUACUUGAGAUCAUUAAAACUAGAUUUAUAUCAAGUUCUUCCCUUAUAUGCCAUUUUCUGAUUUCUGUCAUUGUACUAAACUGAUACAAGGAAAUUUGACAAACAUCUGUCAGAGUAACCAGGCCUAUAUUCCAUGUUUGACCUUCCCAGCUCAUCAUAGAAAACAAUUUCCAAACCAAACCCAACACUGAGAAAGUCCUUACUAUGCCAAGAGAUCUCUCUCUUCAUUACUAAUGUGGGAACUGUCCAGUUUUCUAUUAUUGCAAAUAUGGGAGUAAGCAAUGUACAAAUGGAGUCCCUUUUUCUUCUCUGGAACAUCGUGAAAUCUCUGCACCCAUGAACACCUUAUUCUGGGUUUAGAAAAGCCUGACACAAGUUUCCUUCAGCAGAAUUAGAUGUCUAGCUGGAUUCAUUCUUUCAGGCUCAUUGCUACAAUAUUUGUCCGUUGAUUGUCAGCUCUGUUACCUUUAUUAAAAGUAGCCUAUAGGCUUUUUGGCAACAAUGGGCAUUGGAACUGUUGUUUAUCUCAGCCCUGAUUUUAUUUUGCUUAUCAAAAAUCAGGAUAGGGCAAGUGUUUCCUGUUGUAGGGGCCAAGUAUGGCUUCUGCUUAAAAAGCAUGAAGGGAGUUUUUAGAAAUGGAAACAUCCGAAAGAGAAUAGAGUUCCAGCUUCUCACUGCCAAUAAAGGGGGGAAAGCUUUCAGGUUUUGGGGUUUGUUUUUUUGUUUUCAAAAGAUAACUUUAAGGGGAAAAGGGAGAUGCUUCCAACCCCUAAGAGAAAUGUGCAUUACAAACUAAGAAUGUUUGGCGUGACUAGAUUUUAUAGGGCCUUGUUUGCUAUCUUGUCACCCAACAAGAACAGUCCCAGCCAUUUUUGAAGAGUAAAACAAAAAUAUCUUAUUGAAAUUCAUUUUUGUAUGUAAUGUAUAUGCUGAGUCUGAGAUCUGCCAAAUUAACAAAUAUUUGCUCACCACCUAACGGUUUGUUUAUUUAGCAUUCACACAUUGAAAGAGGUUUGUCCUGUGUUUUUGCUUUCAAAAAAAGUAGGUUUACUUCAUAAGAGCAAAUGUGACCUAAUUUAUUCCUUUGGCUAUCACUGUACUUGACUCCCUAAUGAUGAUAGCAGCCAUCACUUAAAUAAAACAUUUCAUUAAAAAUAGAAAUGUCAGCACAGAGAUAACCCACUAAUUUAUUGGUCUUGGGUAGAUAUUAUUCAGUUGAUCAUCUCCUGAUUGUAUCUUUUCGUUGCUUACUCUUCUGGGAACUGAGCUUAAUGAUUUUUAAAAGAUGUCCAAGUUAGUUUACCAUGAGAAACAAGCUAGUUCUUAUUUUCUAAAUAUUUGCUAAUAGUACCUGUGGUAAAAUUAUGAAUUCGCAGUUUCCCCUUAGUGUUUGUACAGAAUGAAACCAAGCUAUGGAUCCCCCAUAGAUGGAAACUGCCAUGCAAUCCUGGAUAUAGGAAUGUUGGUUUCUUGUUCUCAUCACAUUGGCAGCUCCAAUUUUCCUAGAUCCAGCUGUUUCAUCUGACUAGCUUGAGUUUCUCAGUUGAAGAGAUGAAUAGUCUCUUCCUGGUAAAGAUACCAGAGAGUUUGUAGGAGAUGUUAUUUCAUCAGGGUCAUUUCUUUAAGAUUAUAUCCAUACCUGUUUAAUAAUUUGCAUUAAAGAUGGGGGUGGAGGGAGAGGGAAGAUACCAUUCUCCUUUGAUAUUUAUGUGGAAUCAUAAUUCACAAAGGAAACAAAUGACAAAUAAUAUGUAUUUCAUGCUUUCCAACAAGUCUUUAUAAUGCUGUACCUGUUCUUUGUUUGAAAUAAAGAAUUUUUAACUUUCA
This is a messenger RNA of Monodelphis domestica (gray short-tailed opossum), 7841 nucleotides long. RefSeq names its product activating transcription factor 6 (gene ATF6). Gene Ontology annotation, molecular function: RNA polymerase II cis-regulatory region sequence-specific DNA binding; DNA-binding transcription factor activity, RNA polymerase II-specific. Gene Ontology annotation, cellular component: nucleus. Lineage: Eukaryota; Metazoa; Chordata; Mammalia; Didelphimorphia; Didelphidae. Gene Ontology annotation, biological process: regulation of transcription by RNA polymerase II; endoplasmic reticulum unfolded protein response. The record is from RefSeq and is a predicted model, not a curated record.